Marchantia polymorpha subsp. ruderalis is the source of this 1234-nucleotide messenger RNA. The record is from the annotation of a GenBank genome assembly. NCBI's taxonomy places the organism in Eukaryota, Viridiplantae, Streptophyta, Marchantiopsida, Marchantiales, Marchantiaceae.
UGUUUGAAUAGUUGUCCGGUAGAGCCGGUUUUAUCUCGGAGGUGAAGACUCUGUGCCAGUACGCCGGCCCGGUGAAAUUGGUCUUGUGAUCCGAUUGCUCCUGGCGACGGGCAACGACUAAAAUCGUUGGAAUCGCGAUGGAGGGCAAGGGUCGCGUGCGUUCAUCGUCGUUCCCGGUAUCGUUGCUCUGAGGAAUCUUUCGUCGUCAGAAGUGUCUUGUGCGAUGCAGGGCCACGUCGCGCAAAUUCCCACUAGCUUCGGCAAGGAGCUUCGAGCCUGUUUGCGAUGCAGCCUUGUCAAGACUUACAAUCAGUUUACAGACACUGGAUGUGAGAAUUGUCCAUUUUUUAACAUGGAUCAAGACAAUGAUCGAGUGCUUGAAUGCACAACACCCAAUUUUGCAGGAGUUAUUGCAUCCAUGGAGCCAUCUGGUAGCUGGGCAGCACGUUGGCAAAGAAUAAGCAAAUUUGCUCCUGGUUGUUACGCACUUUCCGUCACUGGCAUGCUUCCAGAAGAGAUGCAGGCUAUUUGCGAACAUAAUAAUGUGCGCUAUGUUCCUCGCAACUGAGCUGUUAAAAAAUUUCGUGCAAUUGCUCUGAAGUUUAAAAAGGAACAAUCUUCGAUAACAUUGAACUCAUUCAUAAAGGAUGGACAUGACCCAUGGCUUUAGCAGCUUGAUUAGUUUCUGAAAGAACUGUAUCGGAAGCCAGUUGACUUCAGCAGUUAGGUGAUAAAUCUCAUUAAUGCAUUUAGAUCCAAGACAAGGUACGUAGUAUUUUAAGUUGUUCUUCUUCUAGAGAAGGUUGAUUUACACACCAUGAUUCUUAUUGGCUUCUGAGCUCCGGAUUAUCUGAAGGGAGGCUGAUCAGCAAUUCUCGCAGACGCUUUCGUCAGCAGAGUAGUAAAUAGCAAAUAGAAAGCACAUAUAAUUAAAAUGGAAUGCCGAAUUUUGGACGAGCCGUUUUAAAGUUAGGAGAAACCAUCUGCUUUAUGGUGGGCUUAAGUGGUGCACUAAAGCGCCGAAAAUCCCUAGUGCACCACUUAAGCCCACCAGCAAAGCAAAGCAAGGAGAAGUGUGGUGUGGAGUGGCGGCAUUUACUGCCAAUCACUCUAUUGCUGGAUACAGCAAGAGAGUGGUGAUUGGUUUGGGAUAAUCUGCUAUAAAUGAGUGAGUGAUGAACAAGAAAAUACUUGAGUUUAAUGUAAUGAUUAAUUUCAUGGGAACGUUCAUGGU